Parnassius mnemosyne (clouded apollo) is the source of this 867-nucleotide messenger RNA. The record is from the annotation of a GenBank genome assembly. Lineage: Eukaryota; Metazoa; Arthropoda; Insecta; Lepidoptera; Papilionidae.
AUGAUUUUUAUGAGACUAGGUUGGGAUCAUUUCGGACUUAACGUGAACGGAGAGAAACUGAGUCAUUUGAGAUUCGCUGACGAUUUAAUACUCUUCUCCGAAUGCCCGAAUACAUUGAAAGUAAUGUUACAACAAUUAUCAGACGAAAGUGCAAAUGCAGGUCUUACAAUAAAUUUAACAAAAACGAAAAUAAUGACUAAUUCUCCACAAAAAGAUAUUAUCAGAAUUAAUAAUCAGCAAUUAGAAUACGUAAAUGAGUAUAUUUACUUAGGACAAUUAAUAUCACCGACAGAGAACAUGCAGAAAGAAAUUGAAAGAAGAAUAGCUAACACUUGGAAAAAAUUCUGGUCGUUAAGUGAAAUAAUGAAGAAUAAAGAGAUGCCAAUGUCGGAAAAAAGAAAAGUUUUCAAUUCUUGUAUCCUGCCAUGUCUGACAUACGCAUGCCAAACCUGGGCCUUAACUGAACAACAACAAAAUAAAAUCAACAUAUGUCAGAACGGAAUAGAGAGAAGCGUAUUGGGAGUACGGAGAAAAGAUAAAAUAAAGUUAAAACAGAUAAAAGAAAAGACAAAAUUCGGAAAAGUCCAAUCAGUAUGCAGAAAAUUGAAAUGGCGCUGGACGGGACACAUGUUGAGAGAAAAGAAAGAGAAAUGGACCAGAAUAAUAACUGAAUGGUACCCUAGAGAAAACAGAAGAAGUAGAGGAAGACAGCCAAAGCGAUGGGAAGACGAUUUUAAGAAAGUAGCAGGACCAGAAUGGUUACGUACAGCAAGGGACAGAAAUAAGUGGAAAGCCUUAGAGGAGGCCUUUGUCGAAAGACAAGCUGUUAAUAGGGGAGACCAACCGAAUGUCGAGAAUAUGAUUUAG